Trichomycterus rosablanca is the source of this 3330-nucleotide messenger RNA. It is a transcript of the gene znf362a, whose product is annotated as zinc finger protein 362a. The transcript has 9 exons. Gene Ontology annotation, biological process: regulation of transcription by RNA polymerase II. NCBI's taxonomy places the organism in Eukaryota, Metazoa, Chordata, Actinopteri, Siluriformes, Trichomycteridae. Gene Ontology annotation, molecular function: DNA-binding transcription factor activity, RNA polymerase II-specific; RNA polymerase II cis-regulatory region sequence-specific DNA binding. The coding region runs from base 90 to 1445 and encodes 451 amino acids. The record is from RefSeq and is a predicted model, not a curated record.
GUCUGAACUCCAACUGAACGCAAGCUACAAGAAGAUCUAACAUUUUUAUAUGCAAACACUUGAUUAAUUCGCGCAUCGACUCAUUGGGCAUGGCAGAGCCACGGUUUAAUAACCCAUACUUCUGGCCUCCACCGCCUGCAAUGCCUGGUCAGCUCGACAACCUUGUUCUAAUCAACAAGAUCAAAGAGCAGCUGAUGGCAGAGAAGAUCAGACCACCACACUUACCCCCCACAUCAAUCCAAUCCCAACAGCCACUGCUGGUCCCACCAACACUUACUGAAGGUGGUCAGCAUGCCAUGGCAGUGUCUAAACUUCAGCAGAUGCCAGGGCUCUCUCCUCAUAGCCCUACACAGCCUGAUGUUGCCCUGCAUGCCAGACCAGCCUCAAGCUCAGUCACAGGACGUAUUCUCGGAGAUGUAAACUUGAAUCUGGAUGACAAGGCUGCCUUAAAAGCUAGAGGACUCUGGGAGGACUGGCAUUUACGACAGAUUAUAGACCAGCCGUCAAGAGCAAACCAUCUGUCAGCACUGUCCUCUCGUAACCAGAACCAGAACAGCUCAGACUCUGGUAGCCCUGCCACUCUGACAUCUAACACCAGCACCAUAAGCCAAGCGCGCCAUGGAGCAACUUUCUCCACAAACCUCGCCUCAGGACUGCCCAGUGCCUCAGGUACAGAAUCAUUCAAACACAGUGUUGGGCUGACGGGACUGCUGGGACCACCUCCUAAAACUGGAGGACGAGGCCGCAAGAAGAUCAAAGCAGAAAACACCUCCGGUCCUUUGCUGGUUGUACCCUACCCCAUCCUGGCUUCAGGAGCCGACCAAUCAUCUGUAACCAUUACUGCCAAAGAGGGCAAAAUGUACAGGUGUAAAGUGUGCCCACUCACAUUUUUUUCCAAAUCAGACAUGCAAAUCCACUCAAAGUCUCACACUGAGGCUAAGCCACACAAAUGCCCUCACUGCACGAAGUCGUUCGCCAACGCCUCCUACCUGGCACAGCAUUUACGCAUUCAUCUGGGAGUGAAACCUUAUCACUGCUCGUACUGUGAGAAAUCCUUCCGCCAGCUCUCACACCUACAGCAACACACUAGAAUUCACACAGGAGAUCGACCUUAUAAAUGUGUUCAACCAGGCUGUGAUAAAGCCUUCACACAACUCUCCAAUCUACAAUCUCACCAGAGAUCCCACAAUAAAGACAAGCCAUACAAGUGCUCCAACUGCUACCGAGCUUACUCCGACUCUGCCUCACUGCAGAUCCACCUAGCAGCUCACGCCAUCAAAAAUGCAAAAGCUUACUGCUGCAGCAUGUGUGGGAGAGCCUACACCUCAGAGACCUACCUGAUGAAGCACAUGUCUAAACACACAGUAGUGGAGCACCUGGUGACCCAGCACUCCCCACCGAGAACUGAGUCGCCCAACAUCCCCAUACGUAUCUCCCUCAUCUGAACCGGUCAGUCCCCCACCAUAGCAUAAAAAACAACCCAGUCACCUCAUAUUGGUGGUGCUUUCUUUUACUCAAUCAUUCCUUUAUUCUGGGAUACAUUCCAAAAUGUAUUACCUGCCUCUCAGUAACAGAGGCCAGGUCGAUUUUUAAAGAUUUUAUUUACACAAAUGCUCUCUUCAGCUCGAUCCGAGUUUGAGACAAGAGAACAUUAGGGACAUCCAAAGACAGUUUUGCAGCACUUUGAGGCCUUGUGGCUAAAAAUAUUGAGUCUGUUUAGACAGUAAAUGCUUAGUUCUUGGCAGCUAAAUAUUUGGACGAUGUUAUGCAGUUAAAAACUGUCGUUUACAUUCCGUUCUGUCCUAUUAUUAUAUCCAGUGAAACUCAAGCUGAGACCUACUAUAUUUCAAGCAUGGACCAAGUCCAACCCUUGUUUCUUUUCUUUUUGGUAUCUUGUGUCUUUUUAUUAGUGAAUUCUUGAUCAGAAAUGUGUAUUCGGUCAAGAAACUCAUUCCUUUUUGUGUGUUAUACUUUGGUAUGCAUUUCUGAAUGUUAUAUUUUCUUUUAUUUUUUAUGUAAAUGUACUGCAGUGUAAUGCAAUACAAAGCUACACUUUUCGAGAGUUGAUUAACGUGCCAAAAACAAAAUACACAAGAACGUAAUACGCUGGUAUCUCAACUCUGGUGUACAUAAACCCGUACACACAUUGACACUGCCAUGUAUAAACUGAAUAUUAUUUGACAUGUUAUUUUAAGCUACAGAGUGCUGUACGGUGCUGUGCAAAAGUUUUAAGCCAACUAUUUAUCUGGAGUGUUUAUUUGUAAGUAAAGCGUUAUAUAACGUUAAAAUAAGGGUGAAAUGGAGGCACUUGGAUGGCACAACAGUCUGUUACACUAGCCCACCACUGCUGAGAUCCGGAUUCCAAUCUCAGUGGUGCUGUUGGCCAGCCUGGUGUCUGGCUAGCAGACUGGCUAUGUCUGAGGAGGGGUGUUUCCAAAGUCCAUGCACCCAGUUUUCCCAGUGGAACUGGGCCUAUAUAUAUUUUAUAUAUAUAUUGAUAUAUAUCAAUAAGGCAGAAAUAAAGCACAGCAUCAUUGGUCAUUCUGUUAAAAUAAAACAAUCAACAGAAGGUGGUGGGCGGUGUAAUGGAGCCCAGUAGGAAGCAGAGGAUUGUUUUUGUUUCUGGAUUGUGCUGUUUCUGGGUCUGUUCACAACCCACCAUGUAAAUUUUGCACACUUUUUACGCCAGGUGCCCUUCCUAAUAGGGCAACCCUAUUUACCCGGGCUUUGGAUGGUGCUAAGAGUGCUCUGAUAUGUGUCCCCACCAUGACCCUAAUCAGGAAAAAUUGUAAAAUGUAGUUGUAUCGGUUUUUUUUUCUUUAUGCUAAAAAGUUCCAGAUGAAUAGCUUUAAAUGUGUUUUUCUCAGGUGGCCUAACACUUUUGCAUAGUGUUGUAUGUUUAACAUAAAAGGUCAGUAAUUGGUCAGUGGUCCUGUGUACAUAUGUCUGUUUAAACUUCUUCUGUUCUUAUCACUCAUGUAUUACCAUGUCUAAGUAUUAAUAAAUGCUAUUAUAUACAUUUCUAUACAGUCAAGCCUUAAAUAUUUUAUCACUAAUAGUUUAUCAUUACAUUUUAUACUCAAGUUUACCAUAUUGGUGUUCUCAUUGUACUCAGUACUGUAUGCUUUUUCUUUUUUCAGCAUGAAUAUUCUGUAAAUAAACUAUAAAAUAAGUAACUGUAACCCAUUAAUAUCAAAUCUAGUUAUUUCAAAUGUUUUUUUUUUUUGUCUUGCAUUGUGGUACGCUAAAUACAAGGUUGCCUUGGCUGCUAUAUGCAAAGUCAAGACUUAGAACGGUCUUAUAAGAAAAUAAAUUUUAAAAAAGUCUGAA